AUGGCCUUUUCAAUGCACAGUCACUCUGGACAAUUUUGUCCCGGUCACGCCAAAGAUACACUAGAAGAAGUGAUUCAAACCGCCAUUUCCCGGGGCAUGCAAACUUUUGCAUUAACAGAACACAUGCCGCGAAACUCCAACUCGGAUUUAUAUCCCGAAGAAGUAGAAGCUGGAGAUGAUAUCUCUCUUUUUAUACCAAGACACGAAGCUUAUCUCAUCGAAGCUGUUCGUCUUCGCGAUACAUAUGAGGAUAAACUUGAUAUCCUCAUAGGUUUUGAGGGAGAAUGGAUUCGUUCGGAUUAUGGACCUCUGAUCAAAGAGCUUGCUUCCCAUCCUAUCAUUGAUUUCUUCAUUGGUUCGAUACAUCACGUGAACGAGAUACCUAUUGAUUACGAUGCUGCACUUUAUGCAAAAGCUAUCGAGAGGUCUGGAGGCUCGGAGGAGAAGUUAUAUGGGGAUUAUUUUGACCAGCAAUACAAGAUGUUGCAAACGUUGAAACCGAAGGUGGUGGGUCAUUUUGAUUUGAUUAGACUGUUGAGCGAGAAGCCGGAUAGGAACUUGAAAGAGUGGGAUGGAAUUUGGCAAAAGAUUUUGCGAAAUUUGUUAGAGGUGGCGGAAUAUGGAGGGUUGUUGGAAAUUAAUACUAGUGCGUUGAGGAAGGGAUUGAAGGAGCCAUACCCUGGAAGAGAGAUUUGCGAGACAUUCAGAGACCUUGGUGGGAAGUUUACAUUGUCUGAUGAUAGUCAUGGUAUUGGACACGUUGGAACAAAUUUCGUUAAGGCGAUUGAUUAUUUGGAGUCUCUCCAAGUACAGAAGCUUUAUACAUUCGAGAGGAAUACAAAAGCGGGGUCGAAUGAGGUCACAAAAGUGUUGACCUUGAAAAGUGUACUUGUGUCAAGCGUCAAAGAGACUUUUAUCCCUGAAUGA
Molecule: messenger RNA, 927 nt
Organism: Sclerotinia sclerotiorum 1980 UF-70
Lineage: Eukaryota; Fungi; Ascomycota; Leotiomycetes; Helotiales; Sclerotiniaceae
Exons: 3
Coding region: 1-927 (308 amino acids)
Biological process (GO): L-histidine biosynthetic process
Cellular component (GO): cytoplasm
Molecular function (GO): histidinol-phosphatase activity
Source: RefSeq, a predicted model, not a curated record